AUGGCGUUCGUCCCUGAUUUGGACACACUGGAGAGCAGCAGCCUGAACGAGGAGACAUUUUAUGGCCCUGACUGUCUCUGCCUGCAGAAGAAACCCCGCCUGGACUCAGAGAUGACAUUGCCUCGGUUGGGCAUCCAGGUGACGGUGACCAAGGGCCACCCUGCCAGGACCUUUCGCCGGGUCGCCAUCCUUGUGGUGGCUGUGACCAAGCUCCUGAAGCGGCCGGCACACAAAGACUUCACUGACAGUGACCUUGGGAGCUUCCUGGAUGAUAUUUUCGAGCCCGUCUCCUUCCAGCGGGUCGAGGGUAGCUACGCCGGGGCACCCGUCUACCGCUACACCCGCUCCCAGUCCUUUGACAUCUUCGACAUCGAACACAAGUGCUUCGUGCUGGAGUCGCCAACCCAGCUGGUGGCCCUGCACCUGCAGGGACCCUCCGCCGGGCGGAAAGUGAAGCUCAACAUCGCUCUGUACCGUCCCCAGUCAUCGCAGGGUGGCCCAGGGACCGGGCGGAUGCCAGUGGCAUUGGGCAUCAAGGGCUACCAACUCUAUAUGUCCUGUGUGAUGAGUGGCACUAAGCCCGUGCUGCAGCUGGAGGAAGCUGACAUCAGGAGGGACAUUGAUAGCAUGGAGCUGACCCGCUUCAUCUUCUAUCGCCUGGACAGCCUGGCCGAGCGGACCACCCGCUUCGAGUCGGCCGCCUUCCCCGGCUGGUUCGUCUGCACCUCCCUGCAGCCCCCCCAGCCCGUCGGCAUCACCAACCAGCCUGACCAGGUCAACAUUGCCACCUACAAGCUGAGCGGGAGCUGAGGAGCCCCCGCACC
Fulmarus glacialis (Northern fulmar) is the source of this 824-nucleotide messenger RNA. RefSeq names its product interleukin-1 receptor antagonist protein-like. The transcript is spliced from 6 exons. The record is from RefSeq and is a predicted model, not a curated record. The coding region runs from base 1 to 810 and encodes 269 amino acids. Gene Ontology annotation, biological process: cytokine-mediated signaling pathway; inflammatory response to antigenic stimulus; positive regulation of gene expression. NCBI's taxonomy places the organism in Eukaryota, Metazoa, Chordata, Aves, Procellariiformes, Procellariidae. Gene Ontology annotation, molecular function: cytokine activity; interleukin-1 receptor binding.